AUGGACCAUACACGGGAGAACAUUUCAGACACCAUGAGCUGUAUUCACACGGUGCAGCAGUUCUGCGACAUACACUCACAAUGGCUCCUACAUAGAGAGUCUGAGCUGAAGAGGAUGCGAGACAUCACUGACAGAGCGGAGAAGAUCAACUUCACAGCUGACCACAUCCUAAAAUCUAAAAACUGUCUGAAGGCCUUCGGGGAGUAUAUGUGGAGCAAGGUGACCCAGGGGACUGCGGAGAGCAGGGCCCAGGAGCUGGAGAAGGAGCUGGGAUGCCUGCUCCAAGACACCUUGAAGGGGCUUGAGAAGCUGACCCCGUUACUGGAGGCUGUGGAGAUGCUGGCGGUCACGUCGCUCUCUGUCUUCGAGGAGGAGAAUCCGGUGUGCCAGCUCCCUGAGGGGGUGAGCGCUGAUGCCGUUCGUUCAGUCAUCACCGCCACCAGGCGAGCCUGUCCCCUUUUGAUCCAUUUCAAGAGAGACGACAGCGAAUUCUUUAUGCCCAGCCUGGUGAACGUGGACCUGCUGACUUUCCAGCUGGAGAACUACUUGAAGGUUUCCCAGGAGUUGUGUGAGAAGCUCCAGAUAAGAUUAGACCGGCACUUCAGGAUGACCUACCUGUUCAGGGGAUCAGCCCAGCGGUUCAUCGGCCUGUUCAGCCAGCGCUGCUCCAGGAUGAAGCAGUUCCUGGUGGAUCUGGAGGAAGAAGCUGUGCAGCUGGACAGGAUGAAGAUGGGGGCCAGCAUCUCCAGCGUGGCGGGCAGCAGUGUGGGCCUCGUGGGAGGCAUUGCAUCCAUCGUGGGCCUGGCUCUGGCCCCUUUCACGAUGGGGGCAUCGCUGCCCCUCACGAUGGUCGGCACGGGAUUGGGGGUCACCAGUGGCGUGAACAGCAUAAUUACAGGUAUCACCGAAUGUUCGGUCAACGCUCACCACGGAAAGAAGAUCAAGGAAAUCUUCCAGAGCUACUUUAAAGACGUGGAGACUAUGCUGGAGUGUCUGGAGCAAGCGGCCAGGUGCAUUAUACCCAACACAGUGCCAGAUGUGCUGGAUGUUGCGACAGAGACUUUUGCCAGAACCACAGGUGGCGUGGCUAAAGGGAUAGAUGUCUUAGUGGAUUGUGCUUCUGCCGUAAAGGUGGUCAGAGCCAAAGAGGUGGCCUCGAGUGCAGUCAAGGUGGUGACUCAGGAAGUCAAAGUUGCCCGAAACGUCCCUAACAUGGUGGCUGAUCUCACCAAUAUCAGGCAGUUGACUAAGGGCACUCCCCUCGCCCUAAGCAAGUAUGCCAGGGUGGGGUCCAUUGCCUUCAACUCCUUCUUCAUCGGCAUGGACCUCUUCUUCAUCUGCAAGGACAGCAUCAGCCUGGCCAAUGGGGACAAGAGCGAAGUGUCAAAGGUCAUCCGCAGGAGGGCCAGUCUGUGGAAGACCGAGCUGGAUGCAUGGGAGAAGAUCCAUCGCUCUCUGUGCGUUGGGAUAUGGAGGUUCAGAAGGAGUAAGGAGGUCCUACGGAGGCCAUUUUACCAGAGGAUGCUGAAAGGAGGGAAACCAGGAAGUGAAAAAUUGGAGUGGGGGCCUGAAGAGGAAGAGGGCUUCACUGGAUUAAAAGAGCAGUUGUCUCCUUUCGCCUGCCAGAUGCAGAAAAGCUUUUCCACCUACGGUUCUGGGUGGGAGAACUGA
Molecule: messenger RNA, 1671 nt
Organism: Conger conger (European conger)
Lineage: Eukaryota; Metazoa; Chordata; Actinopteri; Anguilliformes; Congridae
Product: apolipoprotein L5-like
Exons: 5
Coding region: 1-1671 (556 amino acids)
Biological process (GO): lipid transport; lipoprotein metabolic process
Cellular component (GO): membrane; extracellular region
Molecular function (GO): lipid binding
Source: RefSeq, a predicted model, not a curated record